AUGAAUUUGAUAACUUUUGCAGCCAUCAUAUCCAUCAGCUCUGCAUCUCGGUUAUCUAAUGUUUAUCUUCCCCAAAAACAAGGGACGUCGAGUUCAGCAACUCAGUUGUCAAAUGUUUAUCUGACAACUGAGCUACUGAGAGCUCAGUUGUCAAAUGUUUAUCUUCCCCAAAAACAAAGCACGUCGAGCUCAGCAGCUCAGUUGUCAAAUGUUUAUCUGCCCCAAAAACAAGGCACGUCGAGUUCAGCAGCUCAGUUGUCAAAUGUUUAUCUCCCCCAAAAACAAGGCACGUCGAGUUCAGCAGCUCAGUUGUCAAAUGUUUAUCUCCCCCAAAAACAAGGCACGUUGAGCUCAGCAACUCAGUUGUCAAAUGUUUAUCUCCCCCAAAAACAAGGCACGUCGAGUUCAGCAGCUCAGUUGUCAAAUGUUUAUCUCCCCCAAAAACAAGGCACGUCGAGUUCAGCAGCUCAGUUGUCAAAUGUUUAUCUCCCCCAAAAACAAGGCACGUCGAGUUCAGCAGCUCAGUUGUCAAAUGUUUAUCUCCCCCAAAAACAAGGCACGUCGAGUUCAGCAGCUCUGUUGUCAAAUGUUUAUCUUCCCCAAAAACAAGGCAACAGUCAAAACUCUCUCACAGCGGCUUACAUAAGAGGAGGUUCAGACAAUGCUGGUAAUAGAAGACCUCAACAAGAACAGGACAGAAAUGCUCAAAUAUUAAAACAAGAUCAGAAAAUAACGGAAGAUGGUUUCUACUACAGCUAUGAGACUUCUAAUGGUAUCAGAGCUGAAGAGGGCGGUGAUGCUUCUCAAACCCAGGGUGGUUACUCCUACAGAGGAGAUGAUGGAAACACUUAUACAAUAACUUUUGUAGCUGGAGAAGGUGGUUUUAGACCACAAGGAGACCAUUUGCCAGUCCCUCCACCAACUCCACGAGCUAUAUUGGAAGCUUUGCUACAGAACGAAAGAGAUGAAGCCGCUGGAAUAUUUGAUGAUGGCCAAUACCGUCCUGCCAAUGGAGAUGGCCAGUCAGGAACCAGUUUCGGAUCUUCUAGUCGUCAAGGUACUUUUAAUGCGAAUACUGGUUACAGAUAUUAAAUAUUAUUUUGCUAUGUAUAUAUAAUCAUGUACGGCAUUGAAUUAUGUAGAAA
Galleria mellonella (greater wax moth) is the source of this 1145-nucleotide messenger RNA. RefSeq lists its product as uncharacterized. The record is from RefSeq and is a predicted model, not a curated record. The transcript has 4 exons. The coding region runs from base 1 to 1092 and encodes 363 amino acids. NCBI's taxonomy places the organism in Eukaryota, Metazoa, Arthropoda, Insecta, Lepidoptera, Pyralidae.